CCGACGAGUCGUCAUCGUCGGAAAUUAUCACGAUCUCAUCAUCAAAUCGAGAUGACAUAUCAUCUACCGACACUAUGAAGAAUCAAAGAAAGAAAAUAUAGCAUUCUCCCAUUACCCAUACGUUUUUACAAAAAAAAAAAAGCUAAUUGCACAGAUAAAACGAAUUUUUUCGUUCCAGCUACUGUUUAGCGCACAUUGCUUAGAUUAAAGAUUGAUUGAGGGCGAAAUGAAAAUAAUUGUAAGAUACCGGAUAACUAGUGGUCCACUGACGUUAACGACAUCGUAAAAAAACAAACGAGUGGAAAAUAUUCUUGACGUAUAUUGCGAUGCAGUAACGCCUGAGAAAUUAACCCUCGAGCGACAAGAGAAUCCUGUUGACAGUGGGAAAACGCCAUGGAUACUCUAUACACCAGUGCAAUUCAUGGUUUUAACAGGCAUGUCGCUGGAGCAAAUGGCAUUUCAUCAGGUAUCGCUGGUGCCCUUGAUCAAGAUGGUGUCCUCAGUCUCAUUGUUGUUCUCGGUGGUAGCCUGUCGCUAGUUGCCCUUGUAUUUGCAUUCAUUACGUACAGUUUAUUCUCGGAUUUACGGAGUUUGGCUGGUACAACACUGAUGAAUCUUCUAGCAGCUCUCUUCAUGGUACAACUUCUGUUCAUAGUUGGUGUUGGUGGUGUACAGGAUCCAGAGCUAUGUAUAUCCCUUGGGCUGAGUCUGCAGUACUUGAGGGUUUCAGUAGUUUGUUGGUUGGCAGCAAUGUGUCAUCACCUUUACGCUACAGUGGCAUCCGUGCCAUGUCGCGAUGACCCACCGACUUAUCUCAAGUACAGUGUAUUUGCAUGGGGUGCACCACUGAUAACACUAGUAGCAGCUAUCCACAUUCAAACUAAGGAGAGCAGUGAUCUGUGGAAUAUCAAGGAUUUAACACCAUUCAACUGCUGGUUUCUCGGCUCUCAAGCAACGGUCUACACUUACGGUCUACCGAUCGUUCUACUUCUACUUAUCUCGGGUUAUUAUCUCCUCAAAGCAGCUAUUGUUGCACGAUAUACUUGCAGUAUGCAAUUGGACGUGAAGCAGAGGGAAAAGAUGAAAAGAAGACGAGCUCUACAAUUGGUACUUUUUCUCAAGAUUUGCCUAACCAUAGGUCUCAUUGCAGGAUGUGGAAUAGCAUCAAGAGUAUUGCGAGUGCCUGUACUCUGGGCUAUCUUUUGCACCGGACAUUCACUACAGGGGCUUGCAGUUGCACUGUCAGUGGCAUGUAAUUGUCGUGUACUGAAUGUCUACGCUAGGAAACCGAAGCAAUCUAAACAACAGAUUGCCAAAUCGUCCAGCAUGCAACUACUGGCACCGCACCCAGAUCCAGUUUGAGAGAAAAAAA
Fopius arisanus is the source of this 1372-nucleotide messenger RNA. Its product is annotated as cadherin EGF LAG seven-pass G-type receptor 1. Bases 394 to 1362 code for a protein of 322 amino acids. The record is from RefSeq and is a predicted model, not a curated record. Gene Ontology annotation, biological process: G protein-coupled receptor signaling pathway; cell surface receptor signaling pathway. The transcript has 8 exons. Lineage: Eukaryota; Metazoa; Arthropoda; Insecta; Hymenoptera; Braconidae. Gene Ontology annotation, molecular function: G protein-coupled receptor activity. Gene Ontology annotation, cellular component: membrane.